Messenger RNA from Amphibalanus amphitrite, 3351 nucleotides. RefSeq lists its product as uncharacterized. The record is from RefSeq and is a predicted model, not a curated record. The transcript is spliced from 3 exons. Lineage: Eukaryota; Metazoa; Arthropoda; Thecostraca; Balanomorpha; Balanidae. Bases 439 to 2766 code for a protein of 775 amino acids.
GGGCAGUCCCGGCAGUCCAGGACUGGCGCGGGAGGUGGUUGGGUGUGUGCUGUGGCGCCGGCUGGUUCAAACUAAGCACUACGCAGUGGCCUCGGCAGAUGAGCGACUCAGUGCAAGGCCAGAGGAAGCAGGGAGCGAGCGAAAGUGCAAAAGGGUUCGUCGCUUCGGUCUCAGAACACGGUGAGAAGCGAUUCUGUCGAAAGAAUCACUCUAAAUACCUAACCCUCCUAAAUAAUAAGCUGCGGUUUAAUUUCUUUGACUAGUGGCGACUUCGCUCAUAUAAAGCUCAUGCAGGUAACAACUACUCCUUUAAGGGAAACGUCCAUAUCAAAGCUUUAUCUGACUUCUUUACGAGAGCCCGUAAAAAGGCUUUACACAGUCAUCAGAUAUUAUUCGGCCAAUGUCAUCAUCUAAUUGUCACUUAUACCGCGAGACCCUAUGGACAUUUCCCCGACGGUAACUGUCGUAAACGAGACUCAAGACGGUCGACAAGUCGCUGUCAAUGCGCGAGGCUUCAAGUCAAAACGACCACCACGCCGAACACGCAAGAGUCAACCACAUCUCCAUGGGCCUCUGAGGAGAUGGAGGAGCCCCACGGCAUGGAUAAGCAGGCUCGACAAGACGCGACAUUCAUAUCCGGAGCUCAUCCCUGAAAGGCGGAGCCCCAGGAUGGGCCGGGUACGUCGCCAGCCACGCGGCACGCGUCGGCCGCCGGUGGCGCUGAUCGGUCUGCUACUUCUCUCAGUCAUCAUGUGCAGCACCUGGUGGCUGUCCAGUAGACACGACUCGCCCCGCCUCUCGCCAUACGAGGCGCUCGCCCAGGCCGAGUUCGAGCGCGACGCGCAACGUCUUCCAGUCGCCACGGGACUGAUCGUGAACUCGUCCGCCUGCCGACUGCCAGACUACGAUCCCUGGGACGCCAGCGUGGCAGGGCUGAUCCGGGAGGACCACCGGUUCCCCGGGUGUCGACAGAACUUUCCCGUGAGGCUGGCGCAGGACGGGAGACUUCUGCGGAUGUACACCAGUGCGGAUACCAGCUGCAAGCUGCGCUGCUGCCACAGAAGUGUGAUGAGAAGGGACGAAGGCAGAUCGGACGAUAACUAUCAGUUCGGAAACACGAGCACUUGUUUCGAGGAGGGGAAAGCCGUGGAAGUGAACGAUGAGUUCAUUCAAGUGAAGUGUUUCUGCAAGGGGAACGACACAGCCAUUUACGAAGACUUCCGCGCCUUUAUUGUGCCCAAACCAGCCGGACCUUUUGCAUCGGAGGCGAGCAAGAAUAAGGCGGAGAAACUGAACGUUUACAUGGUAGGUCUCGACUCGGUCUCGAGGCUUCAAUUUAAACGGUUCAUGCCUGAAAUCGAGACGCUUCUGGCAAACGACUUUGAUGCUGUCUCCAUGGAUGGACUCACAAAGGUCGGCGUCAACACCUUCCCGAACAUGCUGGCCUUUCUGGCCGGAAUGGAGCUGAAUGAGGUGAAAUUCCUGCGAGACCGCUCCUUUGACGAAUUGCCUUUGAUCUGGAAGUAUUUCCACCGCCUGGGCUACGUCACGAUGUUCAACGAAGACACGCCUGUCGAAGCGACGUUCAACUACCUCAAGCUGGGAUUUUUCCUCACGCCUACGGAUUUCUACAUGCGCCCAUUCUACAGGGCCAUCGAGGAAUCGCGCUUAGUGCGCAGUCAACAAACGCUUUGCAUCAACCAACGCGAACAGCUAGACCUACAACUACAGUGGCUGCAGGACUUUAUGACAUCGGAGACGAUGUCGUCUUCGCCGCAGUUCGCCCUCCUGUUCAGCAGCACGCUCAGUCACAAGGGUCCUCUGCCAUUCGUGGAGGCGAUGCAGGCACGUCUGGAGGAGUUCCUCAUCUGGUACAGGAACUCGCCGAGGUACAACUCUUCCAUCAUGUUCCUGUUCAGCGACCACGGCAUGCGCUUCGGUCCGGUGAUGCGUAGAGAGUUGGGCGGGUACGAGUCCCGACUACCGUUCUUUUACGUCAUCCCUCCUCCGUGGUACGCUCGCAAGUUCCCGGAGAGAAUGGAAGCACUGCGAACCAACUCACGUCGUCUGACUACCUUCUUUGACGCGCACGCGACGCUACGUCAGCUACUUCUGGAUGGUGGAUUCCCGGAGAGCGAGCUGCCGCCGUUCCGCCAUCCGGGCAGGAGUCUGUUCCGGUCUGUCCCCGAGGAGAGGUCGUGUCAUGACGCCGGUAUCGCGGCCCACUGGUGUGCCUGUCACUUGCGGCAGCCAGUGCCGCUGGAUGAUGAGGUUGUGCGUCGGGCAGCCGAAGCAGCGGUCCGACACAUCAACAAGGUGCUCCUGGGGGACCUCCAGAGCCAGUGUGCCGAGCUGACGCUGUCGCGAGUGGCGGCCGCGUUUCACGUGCGAUCUCAGCGCGGUGGUAAAGUGCAGGACAUGAGUAUCGUGCUACCGGCGUUCGAGGAGUACGUGGUGAAGUUCGUCACGACGCCAGGCGCCGGAGAAUUCGAGGCGACCGUUAGGGCUAGGUGGAGAGAGGACGGACCGAAGGACCACCCAGAGAAGGCUCACGAGGGCGACCAUUGGCCGAAGACGGCCGAGGAGCGAGCCAGCGCUCAUGAAGAACGGAAGGAAGCAGUGGCCUCCGGACCCGGUGGGAAGCCGGGGGAGGAGGCGAUCGCAGUGGUCGAGGUGUCACGAUUGAACAUGUUCAGGGGUCAGAGCGACUGCCUGCUGACACAAUGGGACGAGCGAAGGUUCUGCUAUUGCAAGAAUCUGCUCUGAAGCUAGGAAUGACACGGUUUGACAGGCCGUUCGAGGCUUUCAGGGUAGUCUCAGUAGCUCAGAGUAGCGGGCAAAUCGGUCGUCUGGUCAGGGUAUCAGCGUUACGGGCGUAGGAUACACUGGAAAAGACACUAUUUAUUCAGUAUCCUCGAAUCGACAGUGCCUAUUCGUGUUGGAGAUAGUUGUAACGAGGCACAGUGUCUUCAUUGCCUCUCGCAUCUCAGUGAUACCAUACGAGGUCUGCCUGGGUUUUGUUUGAUGAGCUUUGAAUGUCGGUGCUGUGCUAUUUGUGGCUCCGAUGAAAGCACAUUUCCGCUCUCAGUCAGGCUCUGGGUAAGUGAAAUGAAACGAGCUUGCGGAUGAACUGCAGAAGUGAUAUAAACUGCCCCUUAUUGUAAUUGUAAUUGCAUAUGAAGCGUGUGUUGUGUGAUGUGCAAUUGGUUGCGACUGUCAGGCUGCUACUGGUGCCUCUAUAGCUUGAACUUCCUAAGUAUAGAAUGUGUAAUGGGCAUUGCACUGGUCUUUAUUUAUUUACGAAUUAGGAUAGCACGUCGUUUGUCAUGAAAUAUAAAUGAGAAAGAUCGU